CCAAACGAAAACCGAAUGGCCAUGCUGCGUGCGAGCCCGGCUCAUGGCGCUCGCCCCACCCCUCAUCCGCUCGUGCGCGUUUCGGCCUCAACCUCGAGCCCAUGGCGGCGCAUCACAAGCAUGCUAUCCAUUUCCUCGAUUACCAGGUGCAAGUCUAACGAUCGUUCGUUAUCCCUUCGUCAUCCCCUGCCUCGCUGCUGCCUUUCUCUCCGCGGCAGUUGCAAACCGUACCUGGCCAUGCCCCGAGAGUACGAGGAGGUUUUGCGUUGUUUGUCCUCCCUCAUCACCAAACGCACUCGAGGCGAUGGCGCCAACAGGGGCGACCAGUUCGAUCUGAUGUUCGACUAUUUGAAGAUUUUGGAUUUGGAAGACGCGAUUUCUCGGCUCAAGGUUAUCCAUGUAGCUGGGACCAAAGGAAAGGGUUCCACGUGCACGUUUACGGAAUCAAUCCUCAGGUCUUGUGGGUUCCGUACUGGACUGUUUACUUCGCCUCACUUGAUCGAUAUACGGGAGCGGUUUCGACUUGAUGGAGUAGAAAUUUGUGAAGAUAAGUUUUUGGACAACUUUUGGUGGUGUUGGAAUAGAUUAAAGGAGAAAACUGGUGAUCAUUUACAAAUGCCAUCUUAUUUCCGCUUCCUUACACUUCUAGCAUUUAAGAUAUUUUCAGCAGAACAGGUUGAAGUUGCUAUUAUGGAAGUUGGUUUAGGAGGAAAAUAUGAUGCAACUAAUGUGGUGCGGGAGCCAAUUGUUUGUGGCAUAACCUCCUUGGGUUAUGACCAUAUGGAAAUCCUUGGAAAUACACUGGGCAAAAUUGCAGGAGAGAAAGCUGGUAUCUUCAAGAAAGGAGUGCCUGCAUAUACUGCACCGCAGCCAGAAGAAGCAAUGACAGUGCUGGUAGAUAAGGCUUCUCGAUUAAGUAUUUCACUUCAAGUAGUUUCACCUUUAGACCCUGGACAACUUGGAACUCAACAUCUUGGACUAGAUGGGGAGCACCAAUAUAUAAACGCUAGUCUUGCUAUUGCCUUGUCCAGUACAUGGCUUAAAACAACUGGAAAUUCAAAAGGCAUAAACUUAGACCAAGAUUUUAUCAGAGGCUUAUCAAGGGCCAGUUUAGAGGGGCGAGCACAGAUUGUUCCUGAUUCAUUUGCGCAACAGCUAAACUCCAAUAUUGGAGACUUGACUUUCUUCCUUGAUGGAGCACAUAGCCCAGAAAGUUUGGAGAUGUGUGCAAAAUGGUUUUCUCAUGUUUUAAGAGUUGACAGUUUAAACUCGGAGAAACAAGCUCUUAAGAACAAUUACAUCAGAAAGGGAGGUCACCCUAAUUCACUGGGAAAGGAGUAUUUACCUAUACUUCUAUUCAACUGCAUGUCAGUUCGAGACCCACAACUCUUGCUUCCACGUCUGGUCAAUACUUGUUCACACCUUGGAGUGAAAUUCCAUAAGGCUCUUUUUGUGCCAAACCAAUCAGUAUACAACAAAGUAAGUUUUGAUGCAGCAGCACCACCAGCUGAUGCCCAUCAAAGUGAUCUGUCAUGGCAACUGACACUACAGAGGGUAUGGGAAAACCUAGUUCGAAGUGAACAAGACCCAGGUGAGACUAGUGAAUAUGGUGGCAGUUUAGUAUUUCCUUCUCUCCCAUUGGCCAUAAAGUGGCUCAGAGAAAGUGCUCUUCAAAAUAGAUCUACUCAAUUUCAGGUUCUAGUAACAGGAUCCUUGCACCUCGUGGGUGAUGUCCUGAGAUUAAUCAGGAAAUGAUACUUAGUCGAUUCAAUUAAUUUGCUGCACCAUAUUCAUAAGGUUCACUGGUUCUUUGUUUUUCUAGCGACUCGAGCAAUAGGUAUUCAAUUUAUGGCAUUCUUCCAUCAUCUUUUAUAUGAAUAGUCGAGUCGCUUUAAUUAUUGAAACCCUCUGAACUUUAGGAGGACAUUGGCAACUAGUUUUGAAUUAUUCUCACUUGUUAAAAUUCUUGUUCCACAGCCUGAAAAGACAGCAAUGAAGAUAUGAUUCAUUCUUGAAACUUUAUAAAGAAGUGUGUACCAUAAACGAGUUGUAACAUUGUUUCAUUGUUCCCAAUAAAUGUGU
Zingiber officinale is the source of this 2082-nucleotide messenger RNA. RefSeq names its product folylpolyglutamate synthase-like. The coding region runs from base 16 to 1755 and encodes 579 amino acids. Gene Ontology annotation, cellular component: mitochondrion; cytosol; cytoplasm. Gene Ontology annotation, molecular function: tetrahydrofolylpolyglutamate synthase activity; ATP binding. The transcript has 16 exons. NCBI's taxonomy places the organism in Eukaryota, Viridiplantae, Streptophyta, Magnoliopsida, Zingiberales, Zingiberaceae. The record is from RefSeq and is a predicted model, not a curated record. Gene Ontology annotation, biological process: tetrahydrofolylpolyglutamate biosynthetic process.